GGAUCUAUCUAUCCUUGUCCUGGAGGUUCCUACUUUUCCCGCAACUAUCGCUGAAGUCAACUCGGAGUCUUUGUUGAUAAAAUCAUUCGUAGUUGACAGUAGAAAGAAAUUGAUAAAAAAAAAUAGGUACAGAUAAGUGUUAAAACGUCUACUGUAAUGGUUUUUGUAAAAAGAGAUAUUGUCUCGAGCGUGAUAUUAACUUGUGGUAUUGGCAUUUGCUCGUUGAUUGGUGAUCAAGGUUUGAAUUAUGGAAAGACCCCCUGGUUACGCGCGAUCUUUGACAAUGUUACUCACGCAAUUGUUGGGGGACUUACUUGGACACUUAUUUUACAUUUGUCAAGAAAGUCUCUCGUUCAAAACUUUUCCAGUAUCUUCUGGUGCUUUUUCUUAUCAUCUUUUAUUGACGUAGACCACUUUAUCGCAGCAUGCAGUUGGAAGUUAAACGAAGUCGAUGAAUUGGUGCUGUACUUCGCUAUAGCAUGCGGGAUCGCUGGCGGUGCGUUUAUAGUGAUUUUCAUUUUGAUGUGCGGGCUUUACGCCAAAGUGAGACGAUUGGCUUCGAACGGCUCCGUAGCCGACGUUUCGUUUUGUUGGGACAAGCCACGUUCGCAACGAUGUUGGCCGAAUAUCGGGAUAUGUCACGUAAGACGUCACAUCCUAAAGAACAAGUCUAAUCAACUAAACAAACAAUCGAGUAUGAUGGCCGACUUUUGUUACACGAAUCCCACGAUUGUGCCAGGAGAGCUGCUCUCUCGACGCGGUUUCUCGAUGUACAGUGGUUCCGAGGCUUUUAACGAAAAUUAUACGACAAAGAGCAAAGACCACUAUGGGACCUACCAAGAAGGAAGAUCAAAAUUUUGACCACGAAUCGCAACUUCCGAGAACCAUCAUUGCAAUUCAUGUAACAUCGACGAAAUAUUCAAUAAUGAAAACUAGGAGAUCGAUUAGUUUAGUUAAGCGAUUCAUUGUACUUUAAUCUGCAAUGUAUAAAACUUGCGCGAACUUUGUCUUCACUUGCCAUACAAUUUAUUAAAUGUAUAUAUACAUAGGUGUUUACAUAUAAUUUCAUUACCAUUUAUAUCAUAAUUCGUUCAAAUUCAGAACUCAUGAAUACAUAUCAAGGAAACCAUUUUGAUUAGUGUAAUAGAAGAGGUGUUUAAUAAAAUAUCAACGAAAAAUUACGCAAUAAUUAUGUGUAAUGUAUCCAACGAGUGAUAAUAUAUUACGGAAAAAUUGUUUCGAAAUAGUGCCGUUGGUUGUCCAUAGAUGUCACCAUAUACGUAUAUCGAUUAGUAUCGAAUAGUUGGUGUUUGAAAUAGAGAACAGGUAGUAAGAGUGAAAAUUUAGUAUGCAAAUCAUUCGCACAAUUUAGAAGACUAACAUGUGCAAUCAGUAAGAUAAAUAAACCAACCAAUCCUGACACAUUCUGCAGUGUUUUUAGUUAUUUAUUUUAGAUUUACCAUCGUGAUUGAAUCCCAAAGUUGUCUGCAUAGAAUACCAUCUGUUUUGUUUUGUAAGGUGCAUUGUUGAUAAUAAAUAUUUCUAUGUUACUUA
This is a messenger RNA of Hylaeus volcanicus, 1554 nucleotides long. Its product is annotated as transmembrane protein 267. The transcript has 4 exons. The record is from RefSeq and is a predicted model, not a curated record. The coding region runs from base 157 to 861 and encodes 234 amino acids. Lineage: Eukaryota; Metazoa; Arthropoda; Insecta; Hymenoptera; Colletidae.